Alosa sapidissima (American shad) is the source of this 2217-nucleotide messenger RNA. Its product is annotated as mucin-2. The record is from RefSeq and is a predicted model, not a curated record. Lineage: Eukaryota; Metazoa; Chordata; Actinopteri; Clupeiformes; Clupeidae. The transcript has 3 exons. Bases 704 to 2020 code for a protein of 438 amino acids.
AACCUUUGGCCUUUCUCCAGUUCCUACUAUCUCACUUCAACAGGAGCCACGGCCAGCAAACUGUCUCUCUCGGAUGAGCAGAGAUAGAGGGAGAAAGAAAGAGAAAUCCAGAGAGGAUGACGCAGAGUGACUAGAAGACACUGACUCCUUCCAAAGAAAGAGCAGGUCAACAAGGGCAAUUACAUAAAGUGUUUUUUUUUUCCAUCUUUCAAGAAUGAGCACCCACAUUACAAGUAACUUCCACCGGUGAUGCCCAUGUGUCAGAUCUCUGCAGCUUAAAUUCCCGUCUGCCCUGGAACCAAGGCCGAGCCACCAGCACAAAAACCUCACUUGAGGUGGAAAGAGGAAGAAAGUAAAGAUCAACAGAGCUGAGAAAAGAAGAAAGCGUGGCUGUGCGUUUUCCGGCCUACAUCCACCUGCAAGGCCAAGUCUGCAGAAGCACCACAGCACCAGUGCCAGCGAGGCAGAGGGCACAUGAGAGCAGCGCCGAGGACAAACAGAAGCCUGCGGUGGGCGGCAGAGGAAGAAAACGGUGCCACCUUCGGCCAGAGCACGGCCACAGAUACUCGUUCACAAGCGUCAAUCUUCACCCCUCUGCCUGAGCCCUAGGACAGACCAGACCACCACACCACACAACAGCCCGGCUCUACAGAAAUAAAAGGGGUGUAAAUACAUCUAGCCGGUGGCCUGAUUGCUCUUCAGCAUGGAAAAGCCUACGUUACUUUUUAUUACUUUACUUCUCCUGUCCUCCUGUCCUUGGCAGACAACAGAUGCUGAUGCAGCAAUAGUAGCAGAUGACGAUGCCACUACUGUGUUCAACACUGAACCCACAACAGAGGCCGCCAGCACUUUAAUGCCCACAGACACAGAGCCUGGUCCUGAGAGUACAUCAGAGUACGCCAUUUUAGACCAUCCGGCAACUCCUGAACUCCUCACCACAGUCAUUUAUGAACCAGUGACAACAACCACCACAGAAGAGCCGACCACCGUUACUCUACUUCAAACCACACCUGAGACCACAUGGAUCCCUGAGGAAACCACACAGAUCAUUCCUAUUGCAAUCCAAACCACCAGACCGGGCCCUACUACCCCUUCAGUAACCAGCCAAAUUAUUCCCGAAACCACUCAAACCACUAGGUCCGACCCCAUCUCCACACCACCUCCAACCACACCCACAAUGGUUCAGUCCACUUCCACUUCAGCUUCAGCACCCCCUGAGUCUACCUCUGCUGUCACUCCCAAGACCACUGCUGAGACCACCAGCACAACAUCACCCCCACCAAUGACACUCCAUCCACACUUCCCAGUCAUCCCCAUCUCCUCAAAACCGUACCUUGAAACAAGCUUCACCACCACAGAAGCCACAGAUCGCUCUGGUAUCCCAGGAGUGCCCAUCGUUCUCGGAGACUCCUCCUCUGCAGUUGACCCAGGGAGCCAGUCCAACAAGUCCCUGUGGCUGACGGUCAUCGUGGCCGCUCUGGUGGCCGCACUGGCCAGCAUCGCCUGCAUCGCCCUGGUGGUCAGGCGCAGGAGACAGAAGCAAGGGUUCGGCGACACCGGUGUCAGCGGUCGAGACCAGAGGUCCCGAGGGAAGGGCAAGAAGAAGGGCGAGGAGGACGUGUGGGCCGGGCCGGUGUUGAUGGGCGGCGUGGAGAGGGACGAGUGCGACGGCAACGGGGACGUGGAGGACAACAACAACGGCGGCCCGGCGGACGGGACUGACCCGAUGCUCAGCACGUUCGCGCCCAGCGAGGAUGAGGAGAAGGCCGUGGGAGCCAAGGGCACUAAGGAGGCCAAGAAAUGGGAGGAGCAGUCGCCGCUGCUCUACAUCGACGAGGACGCCGAGGAGGUGGAGGUGGAGGGGAUCCCAGCCAAUCAGCAGGACUCCUCUCAUGACGGACAGAGCGCAGAGAAGACUGAUGCGGAGGGGGCAGUGGCACAGAAGAAAGGGGAAGUGAGGGCAGAAACGGGUGGGGUGCUGGAUGGAGCUGUGGCUUUCUGCCAAACCACAGCGGUGUGAAACCUCUCUUACUCAUGACCGCUCCCCUGACUUACAACCCCAUGUGCAGUAAAUUAACUGCUGUCCAUUUAAAAGUCAAAGUCAAAGUCAAAGUCAGCUUUAUUGUCAAUUUCUUCACAUGUUCCAGACAUACAAAGAGAUCGAAAUUACGUUUCUCACUAUCCCACGGUGAAGACAAGACAUGUUUUACCAAUUUA